This is a messenger RNA of Lethenteron reissneri (Far Eastern brook lamprey), 4717 nucleotides long. It is a transcript of the gene FBXL6, whose product is annotated as F-box and leucine rich repeat protein 6. Gene Ontology annotation, cellular component: SCF ubiquitin ligase complex. NCBI's taxonomy places the organism in Eukaryota, Metazoa, Chordata, Hyperoartia, Petromyzontiformes, Petromyzontidae. The record is from RefSeq and is a predicted model, not a curated record. Gene Ontology annotation, molecular function: protein binding.
GCGCCCCGUGUUGACAAUGGAGAAAAGUGGCCCGGCUGCAAUCGCUCCCUCGGCCUCGUAAGCUCGCUCUAACUCGAAUGAAUGAGUUUGCUGAACGUGCCGAUCCCUGACAAUCGACUUGUCCCCCCAUCACCGUUGAGAGCCGCUUGUCAGUGAAAACAUCGCCGCUUCAGAGGUCGACGACGUAGGCGGUUGUCCUCUCACGCCGAGGCGAAGACGGCGGCGGCGGCUGCAGGUGGCUUCUUCUCUAAAGCUCCUCAGUUCGCGCCCCCACUUAACGACGACUACAGCCGAAUGGCUUCACGAGUUUGCCGCGCCGGCCCCUGCACGGUCGCGAUGUACAUUGUCGAGUGUUUGAGCGAGAGGCCAUGGGGUAGAAGGACCGGAGGUGGAGAAGGAGGAGGAGGACUCCAUGCAAUGUCCAUGAAGUCGAAGGAGACGCGCAUUUGCCUCGGCAUCAAGACGCGGCGAACCACCCUCGCGUCCUUCGCUGUCGAUGGCCGUAGCCGCCCGGCUGCCCGCGUCUGACAACGACGACGGUGCCUGCCACCACCACCACCUGGGCACCACGAAGGCCCUCAAACCCCUCGGCGGUGCCUGCCACCACCACCACCUGGGCACCACGAAGGCCCUCAAACGCCACAUCGGAGGUGUCGCGUCCACCACCCCUUGGGAGGCCCAGAAAUAAGGAGCGGUGCCGUCCACCAAGAAACUCUCCCCCAUCCUCCCUCGCACUGCAGCCGCUCGGAUGGCCUCAAGAGAGGGCGGCACCGUGCCGUCCGCCAAGCGAAAGGCAUCGGCGGUGAUUGCCAGCGGUGUCUCCAAGAAGCCCCGAACUAGUCGCACCUCUCAGGCUGAAUUGACCGUGGUGCAACGCACGGACAACGACAUGCUCGUGAUCGAGACGAGCUGGAGCGGAUCGGUGCUAAGCGGCAGGAGGAGGGUGAGCGCCGGUGCCAAGAAGGGUGCGAAGAGCAAGAACAGCGGCGGCAAAGGGAAGAAGUUGAAGACGCUUGCCAAGAGAAAGCACGUCAAGAGCACGGCCUCCAAAAGAGCAGAGACGAGCGAUAAUUCGAGCAAAUUUGUGUUGGAGGGCGGCAAGGCCGGAGCCUCGGGUUCCACAAGAGAACCUAUGGGGGAGGAAGACGUGGGCUGGGGGACGCUUCUACCCGAGGCGGUGCUCAUCAUGAUUUUCCAGUGCGUCGUGGACGGGGACGGUCCCGUCCCGUUCCUCUGCAGGGCGGCGCGCGUUUGCUGGCUGUGGCGCGGCGCCGCGGAGAGCCCUGUACUAUGGCGCCGGGUGCAGAUCUCGCGCUGCUGUGUGGAGCCGCAGCUGAUGGGUCGCUCCUCCUCCAAGAGCCAGAUUAAAAGCACCCUCUCCUGGCUCGUCUCAAACAGGCUGUCUCUGAUGCAGGAGUUUCAGCUGAGUGGCUGGAAUGACCAGGAGAUGGUGGACUACGCCGUGCGGGUUGUGAGCUCGGAGUGCCAGCAGCUGUCGUGCGUGCGCCUCAAUCGCUGCGCCAAGCCGGGCAACGAGACGCUGCUGCUGCUCGGCCAAUCCUGUGCCGGACUACACAGCCUGGACCUCAAGGACACCAGCGUGGAGAUAUCUUCUGCCGUCGCGUUUCUGGAGGCUGCUGGCGAUCGCCUACAGAGGCUGUGGCUCACAGCAUCGAACAACCUGAACGGCAUCUUCACAGCCAUUUCCAGCAACUGCCCGGCACUGCGUGUGCUGGAGGUGGACACGCGGAUGCCCAUGAGCCCCGAGAUGUCGGCCCACAAGCUGCCCACGCUCAGCUUCCCCUUCACGCGACUCCAGAAUGGCUGCCCGCACCUGCAGGUUCUGCGGCUGAUGAACAUGUGCAUAACGCCAUCGGGCCGCGUGCAACCGGACCAGGACACGGGCGGCUUCCCUGAGCUCCAGGAGCUCAGCCUGGCCACUAUGGACCGCUCCUCCAUGGCGGACACCACCCUGUGGCAGCUGCUGCACCGCUCGCCCCGGCUGCGGCUGCUGGACCUGCGCGGCUGCCCCUCCAUCACGCCCAAGUGCCUGCUGCAGCUGCCCUGCUACGACCUCGAGGAGCUGUACCUGGGCCUGUACCUCGGCACGGCAUGCGAGGCGCGGCUCAAACGCGACGUGCAGCUUGUGCUCGCUCGCUGGGCCCACAGCCUCUCGGCGCUCGACGUCAACUCCCAGCCCUGCCGAGAGGCCGAGCUGGAGGAGGGCCUGUUCAGUCUGGCGGUGCCGCGCGCGGCCAGUCGCCUCGAGACACUCAACCUCGCGGGCACCGUGGCCACCGUCGCCGGGGUCAGUGCCGUGCUCCGGCACUGUCCUCGGCUGUCGUCUGUGAACCUCACGUCAUGCCGGAAUCUACCGCGGGGGCUCAAGAGGCUGCACCGCACCCCGGCCGAGCUGCAGGAGUUGCGGGAGAGGCUCUUGCCAGGCCCCGCGGAGUCCGGUGACACGGUGCCGUGAGCUCUGCGCGAGGGCUCCCAUUCAUUAUCCGCACGUCACCCAUCCAACGUCUCAUCAGACUUUCCCUUGCUGCCUGCCCACAUGCAUAUGCACUCAGGAUGAUGAGGUUUCGAUAAAAUAUAUUGGAUUUUUAGGGGCAAUUUUGGAUCGUGUUAUGGAAUUUUUAGAUCAUGCAAUUUAUUUAAUAGUCUUUGUCCUAACACAGGUGUCGCACGAUGCCACGUGGUUUGGUUCUGGAUCGAGUGGGCCGGCUCAAAGCCACGCUUAACUUGAGGUAACUCUGAGCAUGGUCUUAGCUGUGCUCAGGAUUCCCACGAGUUGAGACUCAGCCAAGCCAUGGCCGAGCCACUCGUGUCUUUGGAAUACAGAAACUAUUGUUUGCCUCGAUGCAGUUCGAUUACACUCCAUCUGUGGUGCUCAUGAGAACUAAAAUGAGGUUUUGUACCUUUGUAAAACUUUUUUUUUCAGUAAAUUCCACCGUUGACCGGUGUUAUUAUUUACAUUUAGCAAUAUCCCGCAGAGCUACAAGACAUAUGCAGAGAAGGCUCUUUGGAGGCGGGCCUCAUGUGUCUACCUCCGGCACCUGACUUACAAUGCCGCACUGUCUUUUUAGCGGAGCACAAAAGUCCAGGGUAGAGGGAGGGAUAAUGGCUCCCCCACCAAGCCCCAAUAUGAGAGCCUGGUCCUUGGUAGAGGUGGGAUAGUGUUAAUUAACCCCACGACAAGAGGAAAGGGAUUUAUACACUGGCACUUGUUCUACCUUCGCUGGAAUUCUACUUUCUUAGCUAAUGGUGGCACGAGCCUAUGCUGCAUCCGAUCAUACAGUGCAGAGACGGAAGUGAGGGGUUGUGGGUAGAGUGUGGGUUAAGUCAGGUGGUGAGGGUAGGGCACAUGAAGCCUGCAUCCAAAGAGCCUUCCCUGCAAACAGAUAUUGCUAAAUGUACAGAAUAAGAAGACCAGUGUACGGCGGAAUUGUAAUGGGAAAACGCGUCUCGUAUGUUAUGGGCAGGGCAAUCGCAGUCCGGGCACUGGGGAGUUUGGUGCCCUACUGCGUUUAGAGGUGGCGGAGGAGGCGGUGGUCUCCCAGGUGCCUCGCUUUGUGUAUCUACGUGGCGCCCACUGGUGCUAUCGGGGCCACGUUACCCGGUGGAGGUGUUCUCUCAUCAAGGUUUGAGGCUUGUGGAAGGGGCCCAGCUUUGAAAGGACCGGGAUCCAUCCUCCAUGGUGCUAUGACCCCCAUCGUCAAAAGACCUGCCUGCCUAUUUUUCUGCGCAUGUAUGUUUAACAUAACGCGAAGGCGUGCUGCUCACAAACAGCAGAGAAGGCACGACUCCCAUCGUGGCUUCCAUGCUUUGGCAUGUGACCACCACAUUGUAAAACGCACUCGGCCCUUGCGGUUUGUGAGCGGCAACACUUUUGGAUUUUAAUUCUCCUGCAAACUGCUCCCCGGAUUCACCUUUUGCAGGAAAUCAGUGUUGCAGUGUUGCCUCCUGUUUGAGGCCACAAACACGAAGACGAGUGUAAAGUGUAAAGUUCGUCCUUGCAGAUACUCUGAUAUUUCCUGUCAAUGGGUUUGUGUUUCCCCAUGACCCCUUUGUUGGCACAGUGACUGUGUUGGUCCCAAGGUGACCCCCGUGGAGCAGUUGUGAAGUGCUGUCCAGUAGUGACGGCGCCCCAGGUGGCAAGAUGUCAACUACCUCGCCUGGUAUACAGGAGGUCGUGGAUUCGAUCCCGACCAUGACGCCGGUAUAUUUGGAGUUUGCAUGCCUCCCCGUGGUCGAAUGGAUUUUUCUCCUCCACAUUUAGACUCAACAUGCAUUGAGUAUUUUGCUGCUAUAAUUUUCCACACGAUAAGCCACUUCGUCUAGCUAUCGUUUGUGCCAAGGUCGCUUCUGAAAAAGAGCUACAUAGCUCAGUGGGCCUUACCUGGUAAAAUAAAAAUAGUUUAGUUUUUUUACAAUGUCAGGCUGUUCCCUAAACCUCAUUAAGGCCUCAUCGUCUUCGCUUUUAUGCUUUUACAUGUAAGAAUUGGGUCCUGUGGGAUUAUGGUGCUCAAUAUUGUUUGUAAUGGAUACAUUUGCAUUUUUUAAUGGUUACUGUGUUUUGAUCGAUGGGCUAAAACAUAAAUUUGUACGAAGCCAACUAAAAAAAUUUGUGUAGUGUGUCAUGUUUGAUGUAAAACAAAAAAACUUGGAUACAUGUUUGCCGUUACUUAUCAUCACAAUAAAAUAUUCAACGAUG